Molecule: messenger RNA, 441 nt
Organism: Lactuca saligna
Lineage: Eukaryota; Viridiplantae; Streptophyta; Magnoliopsida; Asterales; Asteraceae
Source: the annotation of a GenBank genome assembly
AUGACAAUGGCACUCCAUGACAAAGACGACGAGCAGCACCGACAGCAACCAAAGAAAAUCAAGACGUUGCACUCUUCAGGAACAUCUAAAGAUCCUCAAUUGCUACCUCCUGAUAUCAUUAUCGAAAUUCUGUCGAGGCUUCCCGUUAAAUCGCUCUUACGGAUCAGGCAAAUCUGGGGGACAGAACAAGAAGAACUUUGGGCCCAAAAACAAAGCUUCAAAAACCGGGUCAUCAAAAUCCUAACUCAAGCCAAAAGGGCCGGUCCUUGCCACGUCUGCGGAGAGAUUGGGCACUAUGCGAGAGAAUGCAAAGAUCGCAAAUCCAUACCGGUUGCACAUGCAGUCGAGAAAGUUACUGAAAUGGUGGCUAGUGUGAACCUUGGAGAGAUUUUCAUGAUCUCCUCUCUACUCGAGCAAUCUGUGCUCGAGGUUGGUUCGUAG